Messenger RNA from Anopheles arabiensis, 3564 nucleotides. It is a transcript of the gene simj, whose product is annotated as transcriptional repressor p66 alpha. Lineage: Eukaryota; Metazoa; Arthropoda; Insecta; Diptera; Culicidae. Gene Ontology annotation, biological process: negative regulation of transcription by RNA polymerase II. Gene Ontology annotation, cellular component: NuRD complex. The record is from RefSeq and is a predicted model, not a curated record.
UGCUGCACCACAACAACAACAACAACAACCCCCACCACCGACAAUGAGCAGUGGAGGGGGAGUUGGAGGGGCAGCAUUGGGAGGAGGAGAAACGGGCAGCACAUCGCCCAUCCCGGGGCGGCGCGUUCUGCGACCCCGCACGGAGGUGAAAUCGUACGCGGAAGUGCCCGACAUCGUGCUGCUGCCGGCAAAGGUGAACGGCCGGUCACAGAACGGCGGCGGUGGCGGUACCGGCAGCGUUACGACCGGGCUCUCCGAAUCCGAGGACGAGGAGAUGCCGCCGGUCUACCCGAUCAAGGAGCUGACGGCGGCCGAAAUCUGCGAGCGCGAGCGCGGCCUGCGGAAGCUGCGCGAGGAGCUGCGCAGCGAGGAGACGAAGCUGGUGCUGCUGAAGAAGCUGAAACAGUCGCAGCAGGUCAUGAUGAAGGAGAACCUGAUCGUGACGCCGAGUAACGCGAACCUGUCGAACCCGCUGGCCGCAAUCCCGGCCGCCCUGACCAAGGGUUCGCUGAGCGUCACGCCAACGAACGCCGUGCCACUGCCAGCCCACUCGAAGUCAUCCUCCUCCUCCUCCAGCAAACCCAUCUCCAACCCGGUCAACAAUCGAGGCUCACCGUUAAACAUUACGCCGGUGCCGAAGGUAUCGCUCACCCAAAGACCGUCCCUGCCGGGCGGCGCCACGCUAACGCCGAGCAGCCCCGGCCAGCGGUUGCCGAUCGGGCUGAGCCGGGGCGCGUCCAAUCUCAUCAUCACGCCGUCGGUGACGAUCACGCCGACCAACGCGCCCACCGCCGCCAUGAAGCAGCGCAAUAGCCAGAAUCUUGGGCAGCUUAGCAGCUCGGUAUCGAUCACACCAACGCCACCGAUUCCGGCCCAGAUCAGCUGCACGACCGUGGAACCGGUCUCGCUGAAGCGCGAUCGCGAUCAAUCGACCCGCGAAGACCCGCAAAGCCAAGCCCAACGGCAAGCGUCCGCCAAGCUGGCACUCCGGAAGCAGCUAGAGAAAACAUUGCUUCAGAUUCCACCACCCAAGCCGCCACCGCCGGAGAUGCACUUUGUGCCGAACCCGAGCAACAUCGAGUUCGUCUAUCUGCUCGGGCUCGAGCACGUGGUGGACUAUCUGACGAAGGACAAAAAAUCGAACCCACCGCAGCACCCGUACCGGUGCGCGCAGUGCAAGAUCGACUUUACGCCCGUCUGGAAAUGGGAGAAACAGGUUGGCAAGGAUCCGAAGGUCAUCUGCGAGCAGUGCGUGACGAGCAACGUGAAGAAGGCGCUGAAGGCCGAACACACGAACCGUCUCAAGACGGCGUUCGUGAAGGCGCUGCAGCAGGAGCAGGAAAUCGAGGCCCGGCUGGCGGCCCAAAGCACCUCGCCGGUCGACAUCCAUCCAACGCCCUCGUCCACCCCGGGACUGCGCGAGCAGCGUGAGCUGCGCGAGCUGGAGCAGGCGCAGCAGCAGGCCCAGCAGGCCGCCGCCCUGCAGCAUCUCCAGCAGCAGCAGCAGCAGCAGCAACAGCAGCAGGCGGCAGCAGCCGCAGCAGCAGCGGCAGCGGCCGCCGCCCAACAGGAGCGGCAGGAGCGCCAGCAGCGCCAGAAGGAGCAGCAGGAGCAGCUGCGUCAACAGCAGGUACAGCUGCAGCAGCUACAGCAGCAGCAACUACAGCAGCAGCAGCAGCAACAGCUUCAGCAGCAACUACAGCAGCAACAGCUGCAACAGCUGCAGGAACAGCAGCAACAGCAGCAGCAGCAGCAAAGUCGCCAUCACCAUCUGCACCAGCUGCAUGCGGCCCAUCUGCAGUCGCAGGCGCCCUCAAAAUCGAAAACUCCCACGCCGACCCCGCGCCCAACGCCCACACCACCGAACCAGCAUCAAACACCGCCGCCCGCGUCCAGCUCCCGCUCCAGCCGGCACAGUGCGACGGCAAACGCGACGGCAGAGGCGGCCGCCGCCCAGCUGACGGCGCUGGCCGGGCUGGGCGGGCUGGGUCAGCUCGGCGCGCUCGGCAACUUCGGCAGCCUGGGCAAUCUGGCCAAUCUCAGCAAUCCGACGGCAACGGCCGCCGCCGUCCAGGCAAUACAGCAGCAGUUCUUUAGAGGACUGCAGCAAAACCUACAGGCCGGUAACCUAAACAUGAACAGUCUGCAGGCGCAAAUGAUGCAAUUUUCGCCCCUACUGUACUCCUAUCAGCUGGCAAUGGCUCAAGCAGCAGCGGCUUCAUUAUCGGCCGCCGGUAAGGGUUCCUCGAUAGCCGAAAUGCAGCGUGCGAUAGAGCUGCAGCGUCAGUAUCAGGAGAUGAUGUCCCAAUCCAACCCUGGGCCGAGCAACAGUAGACAAAAUAAUUGGAAAUCUUAAGCAAAGCAAGUCGCUGGAGAGACAAAGAGGGAAGGCGAGAGUGUGCGGAAUGGUCCAUUUGGGUAAAAAGUGAUGGCAACAUACAGCAGCAGGCAACAUUAGGACUUUAAGAGCAAAAGUAGGCGCCAUGAGCGUAAUGUGACUGCGGCACUUAUGCUAAUCGGUGCAAAUGACGUUCGAGACUUCCGUCCGAAUUCGUCGUCUUCGCCGCUUGUAUGCCAAUGGACAACUGCACGCAUACACACACAAACACACUAAACCCAAACAAAAAGGACGUAAAUUUCAUGCAGAGAAGGCUUCUUCGCCGACCGGCCGGCAGACUGACACUGGCUGGCUUUAAAUGCUAUGAAGGUCGAACGAUGGGAUGGGCGGCAAACAUAGUGAGUGCUGUUUUAGUGAUAAGCGAUACUUUCUGUUUAUAUGUUUUAUAUCAUAUUCUUUUUUUUCUAUUUGUACACUGACGAUAACUAAGAUCGUACGCAUUAGGACGGUAAUUUUUAGUUAAUUUUGUGGCUAGUUUUUGCUUGAACAAAGGCAGAAUUUUGUUCGCUCACGUUUCGAAGAACGCAAGUUCACACUAAGGUACUACUACUACUACUAAACGACGCACACCUCCAAAUUACGCACCAGCGACAGAAAACCCCCGUAAGAAAUCGAACUAAAAAGCAACGCGAUUAUCAACUCGUCCCGAUCAUGUCGAUUCGCGUGUAAUAACGUUAGCUCUAGAGGAAGGUGUGUCAGAAAAGCACCUUUUUACAGUCACUUUUUGGCAGUUUAGGGAAAGGCACCCGUGGAUUGGCCUUUACCCAUCCCAUCCCGUCGUUGGUGAUGUCGUGCGUAUGUAUGUGUGUGUGUGUUUUGUUUUGCGUGUGUAAUGCACGUGUUUUGCGUUUUGAUAGCGACGAUAAGCUUGUGUUUUCGUUUGGCCACAUUUAAAGUUUUAUUCAGCUGCACACUUGAAUAGCAAUGUUUGAUUUUUCCACUAAAAACACACACACAUACAUGGAAUUAUACACUAUUGGGAAGAUAAUUAGGCACCAUGGUUUGCAGUGGCUUUCUUACUACUAGUACUACUACCUAAUACUAUUGGGGUAAAUUGUGUUUAUGCGCUUUAAGCAAAAACACACACACACACACACAAGUGAAAGGGACAGGUCGAUGAUGGCGGAAAUAUUGAAUUUGAUUAUAAGUUUAAAGUUCAAAUCAAA